This is a messenger RNA of Liolophura sinensis, 1211 nucleotides long. RefSeq names its product peptidyl-glycine alpha-amidating monooxygenase-like. The transcript has 12 exons. The coding region runs from base 69 to 1136 and encodes 355 amino acids. The record is from RefSeq and is a predicted model, not a curated record. Lineage: Eukaryota; Metazoa; Mollusca; Polyplacophora; Chitonida; Chitonidae. Gene Ontology annotation, molecular function: oxidoreductase activity, acting on paired donors, with incorporation or reduction of molecular oxygen, reduced ascorbate as one donor, and incorporation of one atom of oxygen; copper ion binding.
UUUAAUUCAGACGUGGUUUAGGAGUUUGAGAUUCAACUGUUUCUGUGGUGUGCUGUAGAUCAAUUAUCAUGUUUAUUUAUACGUUUUUAAUUAGUGUUUGUAUAUUCGGAGCUAUAAGCCAAACCACUCAAGCGGCGCCAUCAAACGAACGGCUGGAUGAUGACCAGUAUGACAUCAAUAUCACGCUAUCUCAUCAAGUACUGAAAGAGAACCCUAAAUUGUGGCAAGUAUGUACUGGGGUGAAGAUGGAACGGGCGGAGGAAUACAUCGUUGCAUUUCGGGCGAUUUACCAGAAAGGCAUCGUUCAUCAUCUUAGUGCGCAUGUGUGCGGGGCGCCGUACAGUGAUGGGCCGUACUGGGACUGCACUCUCCAUGAUCAUAUCUGCGCCGACAUGGGGUCUUGGUACCCAAUAGACGAGUGGGGUCGUGGUGCCAAUGACUGGAUAUUGCCACCCGAUACUGGUGUUGUCAUUGGUGGACGAUACGGGGGCAAGUACAUCGUCUUACAGGUUCAUCGUAAAGACGACUUUGCCAAUUACAUCGAAACUGCCACUGUUCCUGUAAGUGGAAUGACAUUGACAGUUCAAAGGUCAAGGCCUCAAUACGAGGUUGGACAGUUAGUGUUAGGUAACUACGGUAAACUGCCAGCUGGAGUGGAAAAUUACACAACAGAUUCCAGCUGCCCAUGGACAAGACCUCAACCGAUUCGUCUACUUGCCUACUCUCUCCAUGCUCACAAUCUCGGUAAAUGUGUGUCGGGUUACCUCAUUAAAGAUGGAAAAUGGAUUGAAAUAGGCCGAGGAAAUCCAGCAUAUCCAGAGUACCGAUUUAGUGUCUGGCCUCGUAAUAUGUACGUAAAUACUGGAGACAUUAUGGCCUCAAGGUGUCUUUAUUCGAAUCCUGGAGACAAAGAAGUUAAAUUUGGGUAUCAGCAUGAAGAUGAGAUGUGUAACGUGUAUCUCCACUACGCCUUUCCUUAUGGGUUAGACCAAUCGUAUCGUCACAUGGACUGCGGCCAGGACGCAGAAACCUACCACUGGGAGGACCACUUCCGGGAUAUCCCCGCAGACUCGACCCGACCUGACGGCAACACAGAUCAGGCCCGAGCAGGCCUCUUCCGGUCCGCCGAUUACUGAUUGUGCGUCCAUGAUAUAAAUGUCUUUAAAACGUUAGAAUAAAUAAGUUAGAAACCGAUAUAUAUAUAUAUAUAU